AUGGGCAAGAAUGUUUCAGGCAUAACGAAGCAGAGAAUUCCGACAAGCAGGUCGUUUCUCAGACAGAAAACGGCAGCAAUGAGGAUAAUUGCACGCUACAACGCGUUGCUCAACCAAAACGCCGUGUUACGUUUAGUAAUGAAGCAUAACGAAGCAGAGAAUUCCGACAAGCAGGUCGUUUCUCAGACAGAAAACGGCAGCAAUGAGGAUAAUUGCACGCUACAACGCGUUGCUCAACCAAAACGCCGUGUUACGUUUAGUAAUGAAGUCAGUGCAUGCCCGCCACCAGAAGGGCGCGAUUCAAAGAAAGCACUUACGGAUGAUCAGAAGAAGGAAAUUUCGAAAUUGGCGCUUGAAUUUUUUGCCCAAUUUGACAAUAAUCGUACGACAAAUUUGCUUGAAAAAGAGGUUGAAGAUUACGUUCUGGUUAACAAGAUGGAUGGAUUAUCGCUUAAUGCUGCUAGUGUUCCUCAGCGAUCGUCCGGUGAUGGUGGCACAUAUUUUGCAGCAAAACGGCGGCUUGAAAACAUUGGUGAAUUGUUCAGAUUCUCCAUUAAUUACACCGAUUUUCCAAAGGCGGAGAACAAAUCGGACAACCAGUGUUUUUCACUUGUCUCAAUCGGGAUUGAUAAGCCGAUUGUAAGUUUCUCAAAUUUUGUAUAA
Gongylonema pulchrum is the source of this 663-nucleotide messenger RNA. NCBI's taxonomy places the organism in Eukaryota, Metazoa, Nematoda, Chromadorea, Rhabditida, Gongylonematidae. The record is from the annotation of a GenBank genome assembly.